Megalobrama amblycephala (Wuchang bream) is the source of this 6947-nucleotide messenger RNA. RefSeq names its product RIC1 homolog, RAB6A GEF complex partner 1 (gene ric1). Gene Ontology annotation, cellular component: Golgi membrane; Ric1-Rgp1 guanyl-nucleotide exchange factor complex; cytosol. The transcript has 26 exons. NCBI's taxonomy places the organism in Eukaryota, Metazoa, Chordata, Actinopteri, Cypriniformes, Xenocyprididae. Gene Ontology annotation, biological process: intracellular protein transport; retrograde transport, endosome to Golgi. The record is from RefSeq and is a predicted model, not a curated record. Gene Ontology annotation, molecular function: protein binding. Bases 482 to 4750 code for a protein of 1422 amino acids.
CUCAAUGUAUUAUAGGCCGCGUCGCGCCCCCUGCUGGCAGUAACGGUCAUGACCGCGAGAGUUAAAUGCCGUUACGGCUCUGAGGCGUUCAGAAGCACCGAGCAGAUCGGGGAUAAAUAAGAGACUAAAGAUGGCGACGGUGGAGGAUUCAUGGGACAAAUUCGGAUCCAAAACUUCCCUUUGGAAUAUUGAGUCCAGAGAUCCAGUCGCGCACUGAGAACCGCAGAACCCCGCGACACCGAGCUGAGACCCGGUUCUGCUUCUGCGGCUCCAUUACAGGGUUUUCUUGUACACAUUCUCGAUUGCACUAACAAAUAAAGCGGAAUUUGGACUCAGAUCAUCCGAACCGACACCAUAUCCAGCCGAUAUGAUCCCUGACUGAGUCCGUGUCGAAGUGUAGUUUGGUUCUGGUGCAUGGAGGCCGCUGGAGGGAGUCUGUCCGUCCCGGUGUCGCAGUGAUUUGGGUCAGAACCGGAUCGUGAUGUAUUUUCUGAGCGGCUGGCCGCGGAGGCUCCUCUGCCCGCUCCGGAGCGGCGAACGGCCCUUUCUGAUCGAGCCCAGCGCGCAACGGUUCUACCUGGCCGUGCUGUCCGAGACCCAGAUCAGCAUCUGGUUCAGCAGGCCCAGCGUGUUGAUCGUCAGUUAUAUUGAGUCUGGGAAAGCGGCCGCACAGUUCGGCUUCUAUCAGCAGGUGGAAUGGAAGCCAGACGACUCCAUGAUCGCAGUGGCGGCUGCGAACGGUUACGUCCUGUUAUUCGACAUCCUCGGAGGGUUGGAUGAGAAGUACCUGUACGAGCCUGUCUAUCCCAAGGGCAGUGCUCGUGUUAAGGUGACCCCGGGCUAUAAGGAGGAACAGUGUGCUCCGGCUCUGACUCUAGAGAUGAAGAAACCUGUCGACCUGGAGGCUCCUAUCAGCUGUCUGCAGACGCUGCAGGAGGAUCUGUUAGUGGCGACGGCGGACGGUUACCUACACAUGCUGCACUGGGACAGCGUCAGUAACGGCCGGAGAGCGGUUAACCUGUGCACCGUCCCGUUCUCCCUCGACCUGCAGUCGUCCAGAGGAGGGCCGUGUUUGGACCUGGAAGGUGUUUACAUUCGGGAUAUGGAAUAUUGCGCUACGCUGGACGGAUUUGCUGUCGUGUUUGAUGACGGGAGACUUGGAUUCAUCACGCCAACCGCAAACAGACUCGCCACAGACCAGCUGCAGGGUGUUUGGGCCGCCGACGUCUCUGAUGGCACGUGUGUCGCCGUCAACAACAAAUACAGACUCAUGGCCUUCGGCUGCGCAAGCGGGUCAGUGUUGGUGUACAUGAUUGACAGCUCUACAGGAUCCAUGCAGCUCUCUCAUAAACUGGAGUUAACUCCUAAACACUACCCAGAUGUCUGGAAUAAAACGGGCCCUGUGAAGAUGAUCCGCUGGUCUCCGGACUGCAGUGUUGCCAUGGUGACGUGGGACUGUGGCGGUCUGUCCCUGUGGAGCGUGUUCGGAGCUCAUCUCAUCUGCACACUCGGAGAGGACUUCGCUUAUCACUCAGACGGCACGAAGAAAGACCCUCUGAAGAUCAGCUCUAUGAGUUGGGGUGUGGAGGGAUACCACCUGUGGGUGAUCAGCAGCAUGGACGCCACUCCUGUGGAAGCAGAAGGAGACGAGAAACUCCAGCAGGCCGGGAUCCUGCAGUUUCAGUUCAUUAAGAGCGCGCUGACCGUCAACCCGUGCACGAGUAACCAGGAGCAGGUGCUGCUGCAAGGAGAGGACCGUCUGUAUCUGACCUGUGGAGACCCGACUCAGGCUCACAGCGCGUCGGACAAGAGCUCGUCGCGGGACAGCGGCAGCCCUCUGCACCGGCCGUCAGCGUCCACCCCUCUCUCUCAGGGUCUCAGCACUUUACUGGGCCACAAGCACUGGCAGGUGGUUCAGAUUCACAGCACAUAUCUAGAGACAAACUGGCCCAUCAGGUUCGCAGCUAUAGACUGGUCUGGUCAGUGUGUGGCCGUCGCUGGUCGCCGUGGAUUUGCACAUUACUCCUUAUAUACCAGGAAAUGGAAACUAUUCGGUAACGUCACACAGGAGCAGAAUAUGGCGGUGACGGGCGGUCUCGCUUGGUGGAACGACUUUGUUGUUGUUGCCUGUUAUAAUUUCAUCGACCGGCAGGAAGAGCUGAGGCUGUACGUCCGCUCGUCUAACCUGGAUAACGCGUUUGCCAGCGUCACUAAACUUCACGCCGACACGCUGCUGCUGAACGUGUUUCGUAACGUGGUGAUCCUGUUCCGGGCCGACUGCUCCAUCUGCCUGUACAGCAUCGAGAGACGACACGACAGUCCGAACCCGUCGGCCAGUGUGGAGCUGCUGCAGGAGGUCUCCAUGUCUCGCUAUAUUCCUCACCCUGGUCUGGUGGUGUCUGUGACCCUCACGUCAGUACGGACCGAGACUGGGAUCACACUCAAAGCCCCGCAGCAGGCCUGUUCGGCUGAGAGUAUCCUGUUGAAUUUGGCUGGUCAGCUGAUCAUGCUGCAGAGAGACCGAUCCGGCCCGCAGGUACGAGAGAAGGACACGCCAGCCAAUCAGACGAAGCUGCUUCCGUUCUGUCCGCCGGUGGUUCUGGCUCAGUGCGUGGAGAACGUCUGGACCACCUGCCGCAGCAACCGCAAGAAACGCCACCUGAUGGAGGCGCUGUGGCUGUCCUGCGGAGAGGCGGGGAUGAAGGUGUGGCUCCCUCUGUUUCCCCGAGACCACCGCAAACCUCACUCCUUCCUGUCGCGCAGGAUCAUGCUGCCCUUCCACAUCAACAUCUACCCGCUCACCGUGCUCUUCGAGGACGCGCUCAUCCUGGGCGCCUCCAACGAAACCAUGCUGUUCGACGGCCUGGGCUCGUCCGCCGAGCCGCUGGAGGCUCUCUUCCCGUUCUGCACGGUGGAGCGCACGUCCCAGAUCUACCUCCACCACAUCCUGCGUCAGCUGCUGGUGCGGAACCUCGGCGAGCAGGCGCUGAUGCUGGCGCAGUCCUGUGCCUCGCUGCCGUACUUCCCUCACGUCCUGGAGCUCAUGGUGCACGUGGUGCUGGAGGAGGAGGCCACGUCCAGAGAGCCCAUCCCCGACCCGCUGCUGCCCACCGUGGCCAAGUUCGUGACAGAGUUCCCGCUCUUCCUGCAGACCAUCGUCCACUGCGCCCGCAAGACUGAAUACGCCCUGUGGAACUACCUGUUCGCCGCCGUGGGGAACCCUAAAGACCUGUUCGAGGAGUGCUUGAUGGCGCAGGAUCUGGACACGGCCGCGUCGUACCUCAUCAUCCUGCAGAAUAUGGAGGUUCCAGCAGUCAGCCGUCAACACGCCACUCUGCUCUUCAACACGGCCCUCGAGCAGGGCAAAUGGGAUCUCUGUCGUCAAAUGAUGCGCUUCCUCAAGGCCAUUGGUUCAGGGGAGAGCGAGACUCCGCCCAGCACACCCACCACACAGGAGCAGAGCUCCACGGGCGGCUUCGAGUUCUUCCGUAACCGCAGCAUCAGCAUGUCUCAGUCAGCUGACAGCAUCGCAGGCGGGAAGUUCAACCUGCAGAAGACCAUGAGCAUGCCCUCCGGCCCGUCCUCCAAAGGUGGAGACCGCUGGUGUAAGGACAGCGACUCUGCGGAGAAUCUCUACAUCGAUAUGAUGCUGUGGAGACAUGCGCGCCACCUGCUGGAGCAGGUGAGACUGCGGGAUCUGGGCUGUUUCUCCGCCCAGCUGGGCUUCGAGCUGAUUGGCUGGCUGUGUCGGGAGCGCACACGGGUGGCACGGGUUGAUGAUUUUGUUACCGCUCUCAAAUGCCUGCACAAGGACUUCCUGUGGCCAUUCCCCGUCAUCCCAGCAUGCUCCAUUAGCUCGCCACUAAAGAACGGACGCUGCCGCCCAGUGUUGAGUUCUCGUUUGCUGAAGUCUCAGUCUGCGGACAGCUUGCUGAACAGUGACAUGGACACCACGCCCCCUCAGGUCACCACAGCCAAUCACAGCUGGCUUGAUGGCUUGGGGGCGGUGUCUAAGGAACUGGACUCCGCCUCCUCUCACGGAGGACCGCAGACACAGGAGGCUUUUCUCUCUCCUCUUAUUAACAAAGAGGAGUACAGCGUCGGUUCAGCCACGGACCUCACUGAGACCAGUUCAAUGGUGGAUGGUGACUGGACGAUGGUGGAUGAGAAUUUCUCCACCCUCAAUCUCACCCAAUCAGAGCUGGAGCACAUCUCCAUGGAGCUGGCCAAUAAAGGGCCGCACAAGAGUCAAGUGCAGCUGCGGUAUCUGCUGCACGUGUUCAUGGAGGCGGGCUGUCUGGAGUGGUGUGUCAUCAUCGGGCUGAUCUUACGAGACGCCAGCGUCAUUAAGCAGGUCGUGGGGUUCCUGGACAGUCCGGAGGUCCCGUCAGAAACGGUCCAGAGCAUCAGAGCCGGUCUGAUAGCUGUCGACCUCUGGGUCUCGUCUGAUUGUUUGGGCUACAAGCCAUUCCUGAACCUGAUUCGUCCGCAGCUGCUGAAGCUGAUGGAGGUUCCUGUGGAGCAGGUGCAGCCCGAGGCGUUCCAGCCGGCCGGAGCGUCCAAGCUGUCGGAGCCGCCGCUGCUGCUGCUGCCCAGAGCCGAAGACGCCCGCGGGGUCGUGACCUCCGCUCACCCGCUGCCUCUGGACGGCCCUUCCGGAGCCAACGCCCGGCCGCUGGACGACACGCCGGAGGCGGCGCAGGAAGAGGCGGCGCUGGACGAGGGGUCGUACGACUGCACCCUCUCAUGACCCUCGCAGCUGAGGAACACUAGACGCGUUUGUGCUGCUCCGUGACCGUGUUACAAGUGUGUGAGUGUUUGGACACAAGCGUGAGUGUGUGUGUUUGUCUUUUUAUUUGAUUUCAGCUCCAUCCAGACUGCAGUGUCGUGUGCGUUUUGCUGUGUUUUCUCCAUCCUGUGGUCAAAUGCGUCAUGUUUUUUUCCUUCUUCACAUAUAAAAUAGACAUUUUGUCAUUUCCAGGACAAAUAUUUAAACUUUCUUAAAUCAAGAUGCGUUUACUGGAGAAGCAUAUUAAGUCUUCAUCAUGGAAAAAAGUAUCAAAAUGAAGUGAGUUUGUGCUUGAAACAAGAACAAAUAUCUGCCAAUGGAGUCCUUUUGAAUGAAGUUAAUUUUCUGACUCCAUUGGCAGAUAUUUGGUCUUGUUUUAAGCAUAAAUUUAAUUUUGAUAAGAUGUUUAGUAUUGUUUUUCUAUUAUAAAUUAAGUCAAGGCAUAAAACAGCCAUAAUCAAACUCAUGCAUUAUUUAUUUGUCAACGCUAUUUUACAGCCAAGACAAAAAAAUCUAUUUCUGAUAAUGAUUUUCUUAAAUGUGCAGGUUUUUUUUUCCAUCACUAUAUCUAUUUUUCAUCACUAUAUUAGAUGUAUGUAUUAAGCAUAAACUCUGUUUUGAUCAUUUUGAUGCUUUUUUUUUUAUUAGUAUUAUUAUUAUUGGAAAAUGACUUAAUAUCUUCAGUCAUUUUGCUUCUCCAUCUUGAGUUCAGGAUGAUAUUUGUGCUGGAAAAGACAACAACAAAAUGCAAAAUAGGACAAAAAUAAGAAAGAGAUCACUUUUUUUACGUUGUUGUUACAGCAUCAGCUCUCGUGGCCAGCUUUACACCAAAUAAUGAUUUCAUAAAACACACACACACACCUGUGUUUCUCCUUUCAUAAGUCAGAUGAAGUGUUUUUUUAUUGUUUUCAGUUUGUUUUUUGUUCUGGCUUCAUGUUUUAAUGUUAAUCAUGAAAUAUCAGCCCAUUUUAUUUAAUGCAAAUGCAUAUGAGGAAGACUUCAGACUCUGAACGGCGUCUGAUCUGGAUCAUGUCUUUUCUUCAGCUGCGGUCUGUCAUUAUGUUCUUUGUUUUUAAGGCGUUUCUGAUUCCAACACUAGUCCAGUGCUUCGCUGUGCUCGUGUGCCUUGAUGAUGAUGACGAUGAAGCAUUGGGAAAAACAUGCCUGAUGAAUGUCAAGCAGAUCUUCAUGAAGGCAUUGACUCAAUCAAACAUGCAUUAUUUAUUUCUCCACAUUACUUUACAGCCAAGAUGAUAAAAUGUAUUAUCUUUCUGUCAUUAAUCCUAAAUGUGCAGUUUGUCAUCACUAUAUCUCGGCUGACAGCAUUAUUGCAAUGUUUUUUUUUUUGCGUUGUUGCAAUUUUAUGUUUAUUUAUUUGAGGAGCAGCUGGACAAAGAGACGGACGUUUUUCUUUCGUUUCAGGGAGUCGCGCGUGAUUUGUGUGUGUUUUCUAAUAUCUGAACGGCAUCAUCAGUAUUAAAUGAGUGUUCAGUGUUCGUCUUCAUGAACAUCAUGCCUUCAGAACGGACCAAAUCAUCUACACUUAUGGAAUGCCUUUGUAUUAUGAUUAUUAUUCUAGUUAUUCUUAUGCAUCUUUGACAGUCAUCUCUGAGUAUUUAGCAGCUUUAAUGAGAUGCAUCUUUAUUUUAAUGUUUUAUUUCCCCUAAACGGCUCGAAUGAGCAGCUUAAACCAGUCUGUGGUGGUUUAAGCCGGUUCAUAGAGCUGCCAAACCAGCUGACAAGUGCCCAAACCCCUGUAAGACCAGCGGAGCGGUGCAGCGUUAGGCUGGUUUAAGUGGUUUCUUCUCCUCCUGACGCAGGUUUAUGUUCUCGUGAGGAACGUAUGCAGUGAUGAUCAUGAUAUUCACAAACCAAAGAGCUUCUGGACAGCCCUCGAUGUGUGUGUGUGUGUGAGAUUCACUGACAUGUUCAUGGUACAGAUUACCCACAAUCCCUCUGUCCUGCUGACGUCACUGGACUGAUGUUGAGCUGGAGGGUUUUAUCUGGACGUUUCUUCAUCUGUACAGGUUAAAGGCUCCAGCGACCCUGGAGUUUCUUCUCAAUGCAGUGUACAGAGAGUUUGCUGUACAAUAACUUUUCUACUCUGUUUUCUAUAUUUCCUGUACAUAAAGAACAAUAAAUUAUUUUUUAAACAUCA